GGCCUGCUUCUCUCAGUAUAUAAACCCCUUCAGACUUCAGACGAUCUCAUUCCCGCUGGUUUCAGAUCUGAAGUAGCUAUAGAGAUUGCUUUCAGCUCCCUGAGUAGAAAAUAUCACUUUCCUGAUCAGAAAGGCUUUUGGGCCUAGCCGGUUUCCACGACGAUGAAGCGCCUUGUCUUCUUCCUCCUGUCUUGGCAGCUUCACUUCCUGUCCUGCCCUGGUUUCCAGGAUUCCUACUUCCUUGGCAACCCCGAUGAGUGCAAAAGAGCCGAGUUUGUGCCGGGCUACAACCUGGCAGGAGAAGGGUUCGACAUCGUGAAGAUGGAACGCAAGGGAGCGUACGUCAUCAACAUGGAAGACUGGGAAAACAAAAACAAAACCUGCAAGCUGCGCUGGAACUCCUAUCUGAAGAAGAAACAGAAGCUGCCCCUGUCUGUGGUGGACUGGAGGGCCCUUUCGAAGUGCAAGAUGGUUCUUUCCAGUGCCGUUUAUGAGUCAAGUGAGUACCUGGUGAACGAGAGCUCUUUCGCCAUGGACAAUAGCUGGAAAUUUGGGCUGGAUAUCACUGCUGAUCCCAGAUUCCAACCGUCCAUGAUACUGGCAGGCACCCACUCCAGGUCCUCUGAAUUCGCCUUGAAGAAAUCGAAGCAGGACAAGUACAGCUUCACUCAACACCAGGUUGACUGCCAGAUUUACAGAUACAGGCUUGCAAACGCUCCCCCGAUCAAACGGGAGUUCUCGGAGGCCCUUGCCAUGCUCCCCAAUCACUACAACAAAGAAACAAAACCCACAUACCGCAGUUUUAUCAACACGUACGGCACACACUUCAUCAAACAUGUCCGGAUAGGAGGAAAGAUCAAGAGCAUCACCUCAGUCAAAACCUGCCUUGCGUCGCUGAUGAAGCUUUCGAUGUCUGCGAUCAAAGACUGCCUGGACGCAGAAGUAUCUGCCACCAUUGGACAGGCAGCCAAAGUGAAGGCCGAAACUCACCACUGCAACUCUCUUAAGAAGAACCUCUUACAUGGCCAGAGCUUACACGCCACGUUCAGCGAACGACACUCCGAGAUCACAGGGGGCAGGAUCGAAACGGGGGACCUCCUCUUCUCGGGAGAUUCGAACCCCGGCGCUUACAAGGAGUGGCUGGGUUCCUUGAAGGAGGCGCCGGAUGUGGUCACUUCCUCCCUGGCUCCCCUGCACAACCUCAUCCAGAAGAAGAAUCUCAUCGCCAGGAGCAGCCUGCAGAAAGCCCUGAAGGACUACAUUCUAGAGAACGCUCUUUUGAAGACCUGCUCUCGUCAAUGUUCAGCCGGGUCAAGGAGCAGCGUGAGGGACCCCUGUGCCUGCCUGUGCCAAGGCAACGGCAACAGCAAGCUGGCCACCAACUGCUGCCCGACUGGAACGGGGGUGGCCAAGCUGGUGGUAAAGAAUCUGAAAGGGAAGGGCCUCUACGGAGACUACUUCACCGAAACCGAUGGCUUUGUGAAGGUUUCCUUCGACAGGCGAACUGAACAAACUGCAGUCAUCCUGAAUAACGACAACCCAGUCUGGCCGGAACGUUUCGACUUCGGAAGUGUUGACUUGACGGCGGCUUCUCUUCUGAACUUUAAGGUCUAUGACGAUGAUGGCAUCUGGAACACUGACCUGCUUGGCCAGUGCUCUGUACCGCUCAGGAGCGGGGCUGUGAGCGAUCUGUGCGCCCUGAACCACGGGACCCUCUACUUCUCCUACACUCUGGAGUGCGGACCCAGCUUGGGGGGCCCGACCUGCGGGGAGUACGCCCCCUCGCCCAUGAGCGCCGAGCUGAUGAAGAGCUUCGUGUCCAGGAACGCCGUGCCCCUCCCUCGCAGCUUGGUGGCAGAGAUGAUGAAGGGCUACUCCGGGCUGGAGCCUUCGAGUUCCAGCGGCAACCGCAGCCGGGAAGAGUAGCCAGCCUGGGAGGAACCAGAGUCGGGUCAACCCAGUUUGGGAGUCAAGCUUGCGGGCUUCGCUUACGGCUAGUUUAUGAGGAUCGAAGAAUCCACCCCUAGUUGAGGAAAAAAAAAAAAAUGACUGAUCAGUGAUCGAUGAAAGACCUUCCCCCCCCCCCCCCGCCCCCCCCCAAAGUGAUUCUUCCUUUAAAGGAGUGCGAACCACAACCUUAUUCUUGUCUGUUUAAUAGCACUAGCAACAUUAGGACAUUAUGCAAACCACAGAUUUAUAUAACAUGUGCUUACUUCUUAUUAGAUUUAGGAACCUUGGAAACAGACCCCCCCCCCCCCCAACCCCAUGACCCCGUGACCCCCUGACCCCCCUUGACUGAUCAGAUGAAAUAUAUUUUUUUCCCCCUAAAGCAAUGUUUUUUACGCAUGGCUCUUUCGAUCUAUUCCAGCCCACAGCUUUGUUCCAACCGGCUCUAACUGUUCAAUUGAACCUACAUUUUCAAUUAGGUUGAUUGAGGUUGGAACAAAAUUGUGGACUGGAAUAGAUCAAAAGAGAGGAAUGGAUUGAAUUCCACUUCCCACUUCUUUACAGAGAUUACUGAUUGCAGCAUUACAUGGUUUGUACCACUGUUUAUUUUAAAGGGCUUUUUAGCAAUAAAAAUAAUGCAUUAAUCAAA
Molecule: messenger RNA, 2596 nt
Organism: Acipenser ruthenus (sterlet)
Lineage: Eukaryota; Metazoa; Chordata; Actinopteri; Acipenseriformes; Acipenseridae
Product: perforin-1-like
Exons: 3
Coding region: 163-1926 (587 amino acids)
Source: RefSeq, a predicted model, not a curated record